AUGUCUCGCCCUUCCCACCCACGCCGCAGUACCCUCAACAGUGAUCUCGAGUCGGUGGGCAUCGCCACCAUCUACGUAGACAAGGCCAACCCUCCCGAGGAUGCAUCUGCCUCUCCGCCCCGACCAGCUUUCCGCCUCCGAUGGAUUGCCAACCCUCGCGGGCGGGCACUCGCCAUUGGGGACAAAGUCGCAGCCUACUUUGCCCGAGACCCAAGUGACCCCGAGAGCGAGAUCACCCUCGCUUUCCGGGGAGAAGUCUCAGCUAGCCACACUAUAGCAGCUGCGCAUGAACCCACCCACCUGCUCAUAGGCCCCAGGCCCCUCUUUUUGUUCAGUGAACGCUAUGCCGAAUCCCAUCCACUUUUCGAGGCCCCAGUCACCCUUUAUGUUCCCAGCGAACCCUCCCCCCCUCUGCCCAGGGCUGCUAGCCCCCCUUUGUGGUCCCUCCUAUCCCGUCUGGGCCGACUCCUUUGCGGAUCCGAAUAG
Molecule: messenger RNA, 486 nt
Organism: Coniophora puteana RWD-64-598 SS2
Lineage: Eukaryota; Fungi; Basidiomycota; Agaricomycetes; Boletales; Coniophoraceae
Exons: 1
Coding region: 1-486 (161 amino acids)
Source: RefSeq, a predicted model, not a curated record